GUUCCGUAUAGAGCUAAUACGGGGGUUACUAUGAAAAUUUUGGAAAAGAUGAAUAAAAACAAAUAUUUAUAAUGGUGUAGAAGAGCAUUGACCUUUCUCUACCAACUACUAAAUGGCACAGCAAACACACUUAGGCCGCAUCGGGAUUUUAAUACACUUUGAUAGGGAAACAUGGCCCAAGUUUCGGAAACUUUGUUGUAUCUACGUUUUACUUUCAUUCUUUUUUCAGUUGUUUUUAAGUGCUUUUUAUUAUAUCCAAACAUUUGCAGAUUUAUGUAGGGACGAAUUCUUCUCAUUGGGAUGUUGUGUGGAGAGUUCCACAGAGCUCCCAUAGGUUUGCAUUUGAAUAGCGUUUUUCUCUCGGCAAAUCCUAGUCCUUACUGUUCACUGUUAACUUUAGUUCGUGGAAUGGCUGCAAUUACUGCGCAGGCUGUUCACGAAGAUGAGGACAUUUUUCUUGAAAUUCCAACUCAAUCGCCAACCUAUUUUGUUUCAACGAGCAAGAAACCAUCAGCGACAAAAUCGUCUUUCGAUCAUCCUAUGUAUAGGAUAAUAAAACGUUCACCUUUAUCGGAAGGAUAUUUUAGACCAGUGGAAAAUGGCCUCUUAAGUUACGAAAAUCCGAAUUAUCGACUAGGUCCCUCAACUCGUUUGGACGAUGCUUUGAAUUCAAACACAGAGAAUAUAUAUGAAGACAUCUAUCAGGAACUAGACGAUAUUUGUAACAUGGGUCACGGAGGGAAGGGCUCUAUUGCUACGAACGCCAGUAGAAAAGCUUACGCCGCUUUAGAUAUUACUUCAAUGGGUGUAGAUAUUAAUAAAGGACCUGUCACUCAGAAUUAUAUGGACAAUAGAAGGGGUAAUGAAUGGAAUGGAAAUUCUUUGUCUGAUAAGGACUUGAGUGAAAGUUCUACUGUCUGGGAAAACCUGUUCGAUAAAACUGUUAUGACCAAGGAAGACGAAAACGGUAUUCAACAUAUUGUAGGUAGUAUAACGAAUGAUUUGUAUGCAGUACCAAUGAGAAAAUGUCCUAAAAGUCUAGACCAAAUAGAUAAACUUAAUUCACCAGAUCCAGAAAAAGAAUGGGAUAGUCAGAAUGAGUUGCCUCCUGGUUGGGAAAAACACGAAGAUAACGAUGGUCCGUAUUAUUGGCACAUAAAGAGUGGCACUAUUCAAAGGGAAAUCCCGAUUAUAGAAAAUCAUAAAUUAGAAAAAUCGAAUUCAAAAUUGAACCUUAAAGAGAGUGCUCUAAUAUCAUCUUUCGAAAAUAACUUAUCAGUUACUAGAAGCUGCACUAGUUCCGCUUUAAAUUUAGAAAGUGACGAUAGGAAAAGAAAAGAAGAAAUAGCUUUAAAGAGAAGGAGUUUUCCUUCAAAACCCGACCAAGAUUGCAAAGAACGUCCUAUAAGAUUUGCAGUAAGAUCUCUGGGAUGGGUAGAGAUAUCAGAGGAUGAUCUAACUCCGGAACGAAGCAGUAAAGCUGUAAAUAAGUGUAUUGUUGAUCUGUCCUUAGGAAGGAAUGAUCUGUUGGAUGUUGUAGGAAGAUGGGGUGACGGUAAAGAUUUAUUUAUGGAUUUGGAUGAAGGAUCAUUGAAAUUGUUUGAUCCGGAAAAUCUAACUGUGUUAAAUACGCAACCGAUUCAUACCAUAAGAGUUUGGGGUGUAGGAAGAGACAAUGGAAGGGAUUUUGCAUACGUAGCUAGAGAUAGGACCACUCGUAAGCACAUGUGCCAUGUAUUUAGAUGCGACAUGCCAGCUAGAACAAUUGCAAAUACUCUUAGGGACAUAUGCAAAAAAAUUAUGAUAGAAAGAAGUUUGCAACAGAAUUUAGGAAAGGCUAUUGAUGUUAAUGGAAAAUCUUUAGCGACUCGACCAAAUAACUUACCAACAGAACACAGACGUCCAGCUAGAAAUUCACAAAUUUUUGUUUCUCAAUCUUUUCCAACUCCAAUGGAAGAACCAAAAAAGAUUCUCCGAGCCCAGUAUUUAGGUUGUACGCAAGUAGCAGCUGCCACAGGUAUGGAUGUCCUGAACGAAUCUAUUGAUAGGUUGAUGACUACAGUACCUCCAGAACAGUGGCAACCUGUUAAUAUCUCGAUAGCUCCAUCUAUGAUCAGUAUUCAUCAUCCUAAUGAUGAACGUGUUUUGGCAGAAUGCAGGGUUAGAUAUUUAUCAUUUUUGGGUAUAGGCAAAAUAAUUAAGCAUUGUGCAUUUAUCAUGCACACAGCACAAGAUACUUUCAUGUCGCAUGUCUUUUAUUGUGAACCUUCGUCAGGCGCUUUAUGUAAAACUAUAGAAGCCGCGUGCAAGCUAAGGUAUCAGAAAUGUCUUGAUGCUCACCCUCAAGGAUUGGGAAAUCCGAGUACUAAUGUACAUACACCCGGCAGCAGUAUUGGAGCAGCUUUAAAAUCAAUUGUAGGAUCACUUCGAGGACGAAAGAGCAAGAGUGCAGAAUCUUGAGAAAAAAUAAUAUUUAUUCAGGACUCCGGCACAGGGUCAGCAGAACGUGAUGUGAUCAAACACAGGCACCUGCAAUCACCUUUAACACAGAAAUAUUUUAGUAUUAGUAACCCUCCGUCUGCAAACCUCAGCUCUCUCCUUUCACCUACAAUGGUAGUCAAGAGAUACCAUAAUAUGUAUCAAUAGCAUCGCCGUGAAUCCCUCAAUUAAUAUUUUCUCCUAUUUGAAGAGCAUUGUAGGUUAAGAUUAUGUAAACUAAAUAUGAAAUUGUUGAAUCUCGAUAUAAUAAAGUUAUUUUCUUUUUUUUAAAUUCAAUCUACUAAAUCUUUUAACGGCGGCUCUUAUUAAAGGCAUGCCAUUUGGAAAUCGGUUGAAUCAUCGUCGUUUGCUUACCAUUUUGUUAAUGUAUUUUACUCUGUUUCGCGCUUUUUUAAACGCUUCAUAUAAAUAAGUGUUUUGAAAAGGGCUAUACGCUGUUAUGUGUUGUAAAAUAAAUAUUGUAGAGAUCAACAAUUGGUUUGAUCCAAUGUUCAAAGUUGAAGAUAAUCUCAUUGCAGUAUUCCGAGUGGUUAACUAUUGGUUAGUAAUACAGAUUAGAAACAAAAAAAGAGACCAAAAUAAAUUGUUAAAGCAUGCUUAGCUUUUAUUCUGACAAAUCCAGCAGUACCGUAAUCAGUGGUAAUUGUCAUCUCAUGCUAUACUGUUGAUUUGUUCCCAAAUUUAGUGAUCAGCGCAUUUACGUUUUAUAUUUGCAUCAUAUUUAGAAUAGUGCUCGUGUUUACUACGUUUAUGCUCUAGAUGUUCAAAUAUAUUCAAAAAGAGUAUAUACAAUUCACUGGCUUAUAAAUAUAUAAAUAUAAUAUCGAAAAAUUUCAAUCUAGAUCAAAAGAAUAGAUAUGUUAGCUAUUAAGAAAAUCGUGUCAUUUUUGAUAUACAACUCUAGCAAUUCUGGUGAUAAUAUGUUGUUUAUAUAUUCGAAAAUGACAAAGAAGGAAUUCUCAAAAAAUACAAUUUUUACUUGACAAAAUAGUCAUUUGCAUUCUAAGAUUUCCUAUGAUCUAAUAUAUAAGUCACACUUUUCUAAGUCUAAAUUAUAGCAUCUCAUGACAAUAUUACUACUUGUCAGGAUUCUGGUGUGUAUUUUGCAAUAAAAGCUUAGAAAGGUAAAAUAUAUAUGACAUUAUUCAAUUUUGAAACCAUAACAUAUCAAGUUAUGUGUUGAAUAAAAAUCUGCAAAUUUUGAUCAUAACAUUGUGAGGACGACCAGAAAGGUCAUAUAUACCACUGCUAAAAAAACACUACUCAUCUUCUGUCUUCACUUGCACAUAUUUGUCGUUUCUUCAAGACUUUUUAACAGUAUGUACAAAUGGCACCCAUGAUUAAACUAUUCAUAUCAGUCUGUUAUUGAUUCAACAUUAUGUAUUUUUAUUUUAUAUCUAUUUGACUCCAAAACAUAGAUUGUUUCACAAUAAUUGAUAUCGGGGCUUACAACCCAAACAGACCGAGUCAAAAAUUGUCUAUGACCAAGUUACUAGUAAGGCCGACCGACCACGAUGCAACUGUUUUAAACAGAGGUUGCAAACCAGUUGAUCUUGCAACAAUUUUGCAAUCAAAAUAAAACUUUUGGGCGCAUAUGGAUACAACUCUUAAUCAGUUGGUGUAGCAAUGAAAAGUAAUUUUUCAAAGUAUUCAGACUCAGACCGAUCUAGAUAUUUUUCAUUAAACAUUGAAUACAUUUUUUUGACAUCCAAUCCUGCAUCAAGAUAUUCAAUUUUUUUUCCUGCAUAAUGUGUCUUUUUACUAGGAAAGCAGAGGGUGUGUUCAUUGGCAUCAUUCAAGAACUGUAUUUGUUUUCGGGUGACAACCUCUGUUAUCUGUAAGACUCUUCCUUUCAUUAAGCAAAUCACAAAGUCUGCGAACUCUGGCUUCAGUAACUUCAUAUAGGCUGAUAAAUACCCUCUUGCAGACUUUAAGUUUAUCAGUUUGUUUUCAGACAUAGAAUUGAAAAGCAUUUUGCCUCUGUGUACCAUUUUUAUUCGAGGACGCCUCUGUUUUAAACGAUACUUAUCAAUAAGUAUUUGAAGAAAUAUACCCUGCUCAUUCUUAGUUUAAAAAAAUUGGAUAUUCAAAAGUCAUCAGUCAGUCAAAAAUUAUCUUGGUAGAAAUUAGUAAAACAUUCCUUCUUACAUCUGCAUUAAAUAAGCGAUAUAUUAGGUCUAUAUAGGCUCCGAUAAAAAAAACUUCAACUGAAUUAAGGUUUAUGGUAAACUUGCCUGUUAUUUUCACCGGUAGCGAUUUGUUUUCAUUGAUAAUGACUAUAUGCGUGUCUUUUAACUUCAGAAUUUUUCAUAAAAUUCUUUUUAUACUUUGCAGGAUUACACGUUCUCUUCUAUUUUCGACUCACCAUCACUCUCAGUUUCACUUAAAGACAUUUUUCAAGCUAAAAUUACUUUUUGCACAAAAUAAUUUAGUAAAAGACAAGUGAACAACAAAUUUGGCAUUAACGGCGAGAGUUUACGAAAGAUUGUUGAACCAAUGAAAACAAAGCAAAUAUAAAAAUGUCCAACUCAGUCUAAACUUCUUCUUCCAUCUUCCACCUCUUAAGUCACUGACUAAUGUUAUUUAUGCAACGUCUUUCACGCGGUAUUAUUGAAAGGGGAAGGAGUGUAUUGACUCAUGUGGUUUUAACACAGAAUACGCAUCUUCUUUCAAGAAACCAUUUUCAGCAAAAAAGUGGAAAAAAAUGUGACUUAACGAGUUUUUUCAAAUUACCGAUUAAAUUCAUAUUUUAUCUAAAAACUUUUCGGUUGGAAACGUUUUCACCGUUUCCAAUUCAACUUGAUUUCAAUCUGAAAAAUGCAUGUUUGUCUUCAUAAUAAAGAGGUUUAUUACCAGAAUUGCGGUGGUACUUGUAAAAAUUUUAGUAUCUACUUGAAAUGUUGUUAAAAUUACAGUUAAAAUAUUUAAAUCUCAUUUGGGCAAAUUGAAAGUAUUAAGUAAAUGUUUCAAUUACGGCUUGAACAUUGUUUAUCUUUACAAUAUUUAUCUUGAAUAUUUAAGUCAAUAAUUCUUUGUAAAUAAUAUAGUAUACUUUCGGAACGAAUAAUACGUAAGUUAUGUGUUUUAAACUCGCAAAAUGAAAAAAAUGCUUAUUUUUAUAUUGGGUGUGUAAUCGUGCAGCUAUUUUUAUAAGUAUGAAAUGUCCUUUUGUCACUAAAACAGAAUGAAUUCUGCUGCUAUUCCAAAAUGAUGAGCCAAGAUAUGAAGUGAUGACGUUAUUGGUAAUGCUUCUCUAAAAAUGAUAGACGUGAUCGUUUUUUUUUGUUUUAUAAAGUCCGCAAAAUAAGUUUUAUUUGAAGAUUCCAAUUACUGUGUACUCCAUUUGAUCCAGACUAAUUCAGUGAAUAUAACAAUCUUGUUAUUUCUUUCAAUUUUUCCCGCAUUAAUUCCAAACAAUUCAAUACAAAUAGAAAAAUCUGUUUUCUCUCAAAAUUUUACCAACCUCAUCCGAACCUAGAAGACCUUCUAUGUAUCGUUAUUACCUUAUAAUUCAAUAUAAUCUAAGAGACACAUAUGUGUGAUUUGUACUGAUUUAGCUGUGAUGAUCUUAUUUCGCCAUUUGAUGUACCACUAAUUAAGCAGGUCAAUAUGAUUUUGUAAAUAUUCAGUAGCUGUUAGUGGGACUUCGUUUGUAGCUAAAAUGUCUACAUCGUCUACAUCAUCAGCGAAUGAAGCCAUUUUAGUGUUACUGGUAUAUCGGAUGUAAACAUAAGGAAACUCGGUGGCCCUAAGACACUACCUUGGGGAACUCCAGAUUUAAUAGAAAAGAAAUUAGAUUUCUAGUCUGAGAAUCUUACAGAAAAGGUUCUAUUCGAUAAGUAUGAUUUGAGGAAAAGGUAGUAAUUAUUUGAAAGGCAGGUUUUUAAUUUAAUAGAUAGAGUAGACCUCUGUGCCACAACUUAUCAAAGACCUGAGAUAUUUCUAGGAAUACCGCAUUACAAUACUUUUUGUCUUCAAGACCCUUGGAGAUUUCAUUUAUCAAUCUGUGAACUUGCUGGGUUGUAGAAUGAUGUUCUCGAAAUCCAAAUUGAUGAUUAGGUAGUAACUCCAUGAGAUCAUGAUCCGUGUUUAUCCUUCUUAAUAGCCGUUCUAGGACUAUACUAUAUGCAACAAACUGAUAGGUCUGUAGGAUGAGGUGUUUUGGUUUUUGUACCAUGGUAAUCUCCGCAUAUUUCCAGACUUUUGGAAAGUAAGACAAGCUUAGGAUACGAUUAAAUAUUGUUAUUAAAAAGAUAAUAGCUUUACGUGAUAAAUGUUUCAGAAUUUGUCCAUUGAUAAAGUCAUAUCCAGGUGUUUUAUGGUUAUUAAGUAUAUCUAUUUCUUGUUUUAUUCCUGUAGGAGAGAAUGGUUUUAUGGGAAGUUACAUUUAACAGGAAGCAUUAAUGACUUCUUCAACUUCUUGAUCUACUUCUUCUGGUUCAGUAUUGAAAAUCUUAGUCAGAUGGGCAGCAAAUGUAACAGCCUUCUCUUUAUCUGAUCAAGUCCCCUCUCCGUUUGGUUUACGACUAGGAGGUACGGGUGCUUGAGGUCUUUUAGUUUUUUUGUAGCCUUCCAUAGAGUUUUAUCAUUUAUGGAUAAGUUGGUCAAGUAGUGAUCAAAUGAAUCGUUUUGUGCCUUUCUAAAUGCUGUUUUUAGUUCCUAUUCAGUCUAUGUAUACAUGUUGGUCAAUGACGUUUCUGGUUCUUUGCCUAUUUGUCUUGAAAAAUCGUUUCUAAGACCAAUGUAAAAAGAAUAUUUGCUUGAACUUUAUUUCACAUCAGGAAUUUUUCCAUUUUGAUCAAAACAGAAAUAACUACUCUUGUUGUAUCGUUUGUAGCACUGUUUGGCUUAGAGCAACGGAAACAAUAGAUAUUAACUACUUUAACCUUUAACAAGUAAAUUUCGUGGAGCCUUAUUUGUUUUUUCACACUAUCAUCGAUAAUAUAUCAAAACCGUUCCAAUUAUUACUUGUUUAAUAGAAUAAUAAAAACAGUUUUUCGUGGGAAGUAUUUUCAAAAGUUGGGUCAUCACUUUAAGCGUUAUCCAAGUCCAAAUAUAUAUAUAUAUAUAUAUAUAUAUAUAUAUAUAUAUAUAUAUAUAUAUAUAUAUAUAAAUAACAAAUGUUUUAGAAUUGUUCACAUAAGUACAAUUAUUUUAGGACAAAAGAACUACUACUGCCUCUCGUUGGUACUGUUGUAAAAUACUAAGCUGUAUAUUGUUAAAUAUAAAUAUCAUUCCAAAUAUUUAUCACACAAAAAACUGGUUUUAGAAUAUUUCUUAUUGCUGGUUUUAGAGUUUUAAGAUAUUUGUUCAUAAUAUACAAUUAUGAUUAAUAUGUCAUAGUAUCUAAAAUGUAAAAUCAUUCACUUAACCUUUUGGUAGGUCUGUAACCCAAUUAUUUUUAUUCUUCUUCUAUCUUGGGGCUCUAUCUAAAGUUGAUGAAUUAUUAACUAUUCAUAGUGUUUACUAUUCCGUUAUAACAUAAUUUUAUGGACACAUAUUUGUAUAGUUAGGUUCUACAAAUAUCAUGGUAUAUAAUAUAUGGGGUGUCUCAUAACGAUCCAAAACUACUUUAGUUGGGAAAAAAUACGUUAUACUAAGUGGUCGAGGAAUACUCCUGAUCUUUUCUUUAAUAUUGUUCCUUAAAUCUGUCAAAUUUCUUGGAUAAUUCUCGUAGACCAUGCUAUUAAGAUAACCCCAUAAGAAAAAAUCAGGUGGGGUUAAGUCAGGCCAUUCAAUUUCACCUCUUCAUGAAACCACCUUUUCUAGGAACAAAUCGUGCAAUACAGCUAAAGAGUUAUUAGUGGUGUGCGAUGUGGCCCCAUCCUGCUGAAAUCAUGUCAGCCGGUUACAAUGCUCACAUUGUUCCAGUUGAGUCCCGAAAAAAUUGCGUAUCAUGUCGACAUAGCGUGCAGAAGUUACAUUCACUGCAUGUCCUCGAUUACCUUCAUAAGUAGGGCCCAAUAAUACAAUUCGCCGACAGAACGACCCACACGGUGACUUUUGGGCUAUGUAACGGGGGUUUAUGUAAGGUCUAUAAAUUCUUUUCUUCCCAAAAACGACAAUUUUGGCGAUUUAUGUAUCCAUCCAAAUGAAAAUGUGCCUCAUCGUUAAAGAACAUGUUAUGGAAAUUAUACUAUUCUAAAGCAUGCGCAGUCUAGAUAAAGUGUCUCGAACGAGAGAGAAAAUUAAUAUUUUUUCCAUACCAACUGUCCAUAUAAGAGUAUUACAUAUAUGGAAUAGACUAUAAUCAGAGGCAUUCUACCUAACUUUAGAUUGGAUAAAACUUUUACCAUAAAAUGAAAUUAAUAUUUCCAAUAACAAUUGAAAAUUUUUACUAGUGAAUAAUUUAUCAAAACAUUAUUUGAAAGACAUUACAGACAUUAAAGUUGGUAAUAUGGAAAUAAACAAUCAUAUAUUUAAAAAAUUAAAUUUCUUAGACCUUUUCAUCGGUUUAUGCUUCUGAAUGUUCUUGAUUCUAGGUCUUUUCUAAUUUAAAAUUAGUUCCUUUUACAAUUUUUUAAAGACAGGUGAAAAUUUGACGUUUCGACUUCUUUUAGUCUUUAUCAAAAUUUUUAUUUAAGUACACUAACAUUAUUGAAUGAGUGUAUAAACUUGUCUAAUCUUGUCAACAUUUGUAACACUUUGAAACUCAAUGUGAUUUAUUUAUGGCUGCACCUUAGAACAUAAAGUAGUACUAUUCUAUGUUCUAAGCGCUGCACUGAGCACUGAGCGAACUCUGACUAAAUAAAAAAACAUAAUGUUUGCAUUUUGAUGGUGAAAACAGUAUUUUAUUUUUGUUAAACAGUAAAAAGUAUAACCUAGUGAAAAACAGUAUAAUAUUGUUUAAAACAGUAUAGUUGGCAACUCUAUGUGAUACUCAUAUGGUUUAGUUGGCCUCUUGCAUUAAGCCCGACGUAGAAAAAUGAUUUAUUGCAUGCAAACGAGUAACAAUUGUUACCAACAUGAAAACACUAGUUUAUGACUGGCAGUUAUUACUAAGUCAUUGAAAGUACGUAUAAACAAAGUACUUUGGACUGCGUCGAUUAGAUAAUUUUAUUUAGAUAAUUGAUUUUGGUAAUUUGUUUAGAACCUUUGAUAUAAUUUAAUUAUUAUUAAUCUUACUUGCAGUUUUAUUUUAGCCCAAACUUAUUUCUGCUUCAAGACUGACACUAUAUGAGAUUUUAGCUAUGAAACAAUUUUUCAAUUACUCUAAUAGAUGAUUUUCUUGGUGAUAAGUUCCUGCCAUAAACUAGUGUUUCAGCCCGUAGGUGUAUGAGAUUUUGGAAGUUAUCUCGUCCAUAUUGUCAUAUUCUUCACUAUCCUUACCACCGGUUACCAUAUCGAUGAUUUCAUUGUUGGUGCUCUCCAUCUAAACAUCUUGAUUCCACUAAUCACAAAUGUCUUCACCGUUGAUUUAAUCUUCAACGGGUAGGUAACUCAUUCGCUAGUUUGACUAGUUCGAUUAUGUUCUCGGGUUCUGGCGUUUAUUUGCAUGGUCCAUGGUCUAUGUCAAAUCAAUUUUUCCACGUCUUUUGAACGGUGAUUGUUUUUACCUCAUCCCACGCUGACGCAAUUCAGUACGACAUAAUGUGACUUGUUUUAAGGCAAACUUAACAGUCAUUCCUACGUCUAACUCCAAAAUCAAUAUCUGAAGAAGCCUUCGCCGGUAGAUCCUCUUCAUCGCUUCUCGAACCCUUCGUCAAGAGUUUAUAUAAGCGAGGUUACAUUAGGGGGUUGAAAGAUUGCCUUGGGGCUAACACCAAAAGAGUUCAACGCGAGUUCAGAGCCAACUGAGUCUAUAAUGAGUCAUCUUCCCCUUUCCACGACAUGACAGCUCGAUCUAGCAACAGCCAGUAGACGCCAAUAGAGGCGUUUACGGCUCGACCGCGCUUGUUACUAUAUAAACAAAUAACCAUCGCAGCUCCCCGUAGAUGUCUCUUAGACUCGGAUAACCGGGAGUUUACUGUGGCCAAUUCAUGUACACAGUUUUUGCCUUGUAUUGUUACUACAGACCAAUACCAAGCAAAAAAAUUUAUAUUUUGAAUGUGAAUUAUUUUUCGUUUCAAAUAUUUGUUUUACUAGUUCUUAUAAUAUGUCCCGGUCAUCUUCACUGCCCUUCUAUCGUUGUUUUAUUUCUCGGAAUAAAUGCUAAUUUAAUCACAGAGAAGUUAUUCAAGGUUUUUUUUCUUGUUGUAUUUGUCUAGCUUAUCUAACAAAUUAUACGAAUUUUCUUAAGUGAAUCAAUCUUUUUUCAACAUACUAAGUACAAUAGUCAUCUAAUGCUAGCUAUUUCUAGCUAUACCCCUAGCAAGGUAUAGUCUAGGGGUAACGCACUUAAAGGAAUCUCGCGAAGGAGAAUGGUUAUAAUGAGACGAAGUCUUCUGUAAAAACAUUUUCCUGUCCCAGAUAGCGAGAGAAUUUAUUGCUGUGGAAUGUUGAGUUGUCUUGUGACCAUAAAGCCGCGUCAAAUAAGCCUAAACAAAUACGGGCUCACUAACAGAUAUUAAGUUUCGGAACCGUAAAAUCGCAUCCGAUAUAAGGUUCACAGCAUUCCAUUCAUUUUUAUUCCCUAUUAGAUAAAAUCCAGAGGUGUUAUUACAUUAUGAAAAAGCGUGAAGUGGAAGAACCAGGUAGACCCAGCUAGGCAUCGCUUCUUAAAAUGUAUGCCCAUAUACUCAAGUGUAUGAAUUGGAACUGCUGUUGAAGAAAACAAGCUGAAUUACAAAUGUUGUCCCUAACCACCAUACUAUAAUUAAGUUUACCAGUUAAUAUUUAACAUUUUUCCUUUUUAUUAAUUCUAAUAUAGGAGUCAUUUGAAUAUUUUGUACUCUAAAGACAAUGGGUACAUCUAAUGGAGAGCUUAUAUUUAUUGUACCCAGAAUGUAUUUUAUUUAUUGCCAAGAAAUCUUUUAAAUGUUUGUAAUAUGUACACUUGUUGAGAAGCUACAUACAAUAUGAUUCAUAUGUAAAAUUUUAUUUUAUUAGUAGUAUUUUUGAUGUAAUAUUUUUUAAUACAGAGUGUCCCUUAGUUCUGAUCUUCGAAUAUUGCUUUAGAUGUAAAGUUGAACAUUCAACAAUUACUUUUUGUAAAAUAAUAUAAAAUGUUUCUACGUGAAUUCUAGCAACCACUCAUAUAUUAUUUCCUUCCUUAACUGAACAGGAAUGUGAGGACAGAAUUUUGGGAUGUCUGGUAUGAUUUAAUUUUUGUCAAUGGUGCUAAAUGCUUUAUGCUCCUAGUAUAAAAGUAAGACUGUUUCAUCCAAAAUUAUAUAAUUGACAUGAGAAACUUGAAAACCAAAAAUUUUGAAGUUUUAAAAUAAUGUUGUGUUACAUAUUUUAGAUGGUUGUAAGUGUAUUGUAUGUGAUCUUGGAAUCUGAUCAAAGAAAAAUAUCAACUGAUUAGCUGAGUAGCUGAGUUUAAUCGAUAUAUAUAUAUAUAUAUAUAUAUAUAUAUAUAUAUAUAUAUAUAUAUAUAUAUGUAAUCUAUUGGUGGUUGCAUACGAGUUGUGUUCCGUGGUCAAAUUUUAAUCCGGGUUACUGUAAGCGUCGUAUAUCAAUUGUGUCCCUUCCAACAAAUGUAAUACUAAAUACUUCUGUGAACUAAUUUUACUUCUCAGGAUUAUCUAUAUAUAAAUAUAGAAUUCUGGUUAACCAUUUUCUUACCUGGAGCUUGAGUAAAAUACAUAAUACCAACUUAUUGGGGAUAAAUUUAAAGUAAUUGGUUUAAAUUUUAUGACCAAAAAUAUUUUUGCAAAUUUCAUUCCCAACAUUUUAGUUUUCGCUUUACCUUUGAAAAGUUUUAAUUUUAUUGUAAAAAUGUAGUCAGAGUCUGUAGUUUCUAAAUAUGAAAAAGGAAAAGUCUUGUAUAUUGUAGACGGUUUUAAAUUUAGAUUUCAAAAAAUUUCAAGUAGUGAAGUGCAACGAUGAACUUGUACAAAAGCAUCGUGUAAAGCUUAUAUUAGAAAACAAAAUGAUAUAAUUGUGGACGACGUUUUAGAUCACAAUCAUAAUCUAGCUUAACCUAACCUAAUUAACCCGGACGCAACUAGUAUAGACCUUUACAAGUUCGGUUAAACUAGUAAAUUCUCUUUAAAUAUCGAUUGCAAUUUAUUUAGAGUAAUAAUUGAAAAAUGUUCAUCAAUAUGAAUUGUGAUUUAGAAAUUUAGAAAGAACAUCUGGACUACAUGCAUUUCUAUGAAUAAAUGAAAUAUUUUUCUAAAUAUCUUUUUGUGUGUGAGAAAAAGAUUAUAUCAAAUAAUAAAUACAAGCAUCUACAAAAUACACAACAUUAUUAUCUCGUUUAGUCACAGUGAAAUACAAUUUGGUGAUGCCAAAAAAAAAUGAUGUAGAAGCAAAGCUAGUUUCAGUUCUCUCAUGUCUCUUGAAUACGUAAUUAUUAAAAACAAUUUCAUAUUUAAAGAAUUUCUCAAAGAAUAAAGAUGUUAGAAAUAUGUGCACUAUGCUAUUUUGAUUUUUCUUGCUUGAAAAUGAAAAAUGGUAUAACGCUUGUUUUCUGAUUUCUAAAGAGCACCAGAAAAAAAUGUUAACAAUAAUAAUUGUAUGGUAUUAUGGUGUAUUGUGUACAUAUUUUCAAAAAUGCUACUAAGACUGCUUUAAAAGUCCUUUAUAUCUGCUUAGUGAAA
This is a messenger RNA of Diorhabda sublineata, 13145 nucleotides long. RefSeq names its product protein Fe65 homolog. The coding region runs from base 301 to 2460 and encodes 719 amino acids. The transcript is spliced from 15 exons. Gene Ontology annotation, molecular function: transcription factor binding; amyloid-beta binding. Gene Ontology annotation, biological process: regulation of DNA-templated transcription. The record is from RefSeq and is a predicted model, not a curated record. Gene Ontology annotation, cellular component: cytoplasm; nucleus. Lineage: Eukaryota; Metazoa; Arthropoda; Insecta; Coleoptera; Chrysomelidae.